Molecule: messenger RNA, 1200 nt
Organism: Anopheles bellator
Lineage: Eukaryota; Metazoa; Arthropoda; Insecta; Diptera; Culicidae
Exons: 2
Coding region: 1-1200 (399 amino acids)
Biological process (GO): sensory perception of taste
Cellular component (GO): membrane; dendrite; axon
Source: RefSeq, a predicted model, not a curated record
AUGGGAGCAUCGAAGUCGUGCGUGCAAAGGUUGUUAAAUUCAAACCGCUGGAGUGACGAAUUGUUGAAAUGGGAACAAUUAUGCUGCCCGAAACAGUCCUCGAUUUGUGUUAGCUUAAUGCUCGUUUGUUUUCUGCUGCUGCAGAUAGUAGUUAUCCUGGUCAGUAUCUUUAUUCUACCGUCAACGUUAAACACUCAGUCGCAGCUGCUCAACAAUGGCCUAUUGUGGAUACUGAUAAUUGCUCCUGCCGGAAGUGUCGUCAGUUUGUCGCGCAUGAUCCUCCAGCGCCAACGGAUGUGGAAGAUUACGUCCGAGUUGCAACUGUUCGACCGUACACUGCUUCGUCUCGAUUUUCGAAUACGUUGCAAUGAGAUCAACUAUUGGGGUGUAGGCUGGGCAGCUAUAUUCGCUGUCGGGACGUCUCUGUUCAACGCAGCCGCCAUCGGUUUCGGUAGCCUAAUAUUUAAUCCUCUCAAUUUGGCCGUUUUGAUCGUUCUCAUCAACAUUAUCAAUCUGCCGCGUGCCAUGCUUACGGUUUGGUUCAUCAUUUGCGAGCUGUGCGUUUGGUACCGCAUCAAGUCGCUUUGCAAGUUACUGACCAAUGGUCGGCAAGCCGCAAACGUUGCCACACCAAAGGAUACCGCCAAGUAUCGCAUCCUGGUGGCGGGCACUACGGCACUUCACUACAACUUGUCGUGCGUUGUAGAGCAUAUUAAUGGAGUAUUUGGUGUGCAGGUGGUGUUUUCUAUGGUUGGGAAUACGGUUUUGAACAUUUUUUGUAUAUUCGCGUGCUACCGUGCCGCAGUCGUAAUGGGCGAAGUGGAGCGACUUUUCUCAAUGAUGCUCAUCUCCUGGACUUUCUACACGAGCAGCAUAAUGUUACCCGCAGUUUUGUACGGUGCUUGGUUGUGCAGAGAGGCCACACAGUUCGCCCGCGAGGUUCACGCAUUCUUGCGCCAAGUCGAUGAUGAGGGCCUGCAGAACCAGCUGUGUGCCUUAUCACAACAGUCACAACAUCGAUCGAUGGCCCUCACAGUGGGUGGCCAUACCCUCAACUGGCCCGUGUUUGCUACCAUGAUUGGCUUCAUUAUCACGUAUGUCGUGAUUUUGAUUCAGUUCGACAGCAAAGCGAUGGAAAUCGAAAGGACCACAGGACCGGAAGCGGCGGGAGUGAAUUACACGGAUCACACAUCUUACUAA